AUGCACCCAGAUGAGGGUAUGCUUCCUCUCGAAGUUUUCAGAAUUACCGACGAGGAACGCGCCUUCUUCGAGGAUCGCCUGGGACCAUUCAACAACUACGUCAGCGACCAUAGCGCUUCGAAAGCUAAAGUCGCCAAAAUCUGUAGCGCAGCUUGUCCUGCACUAGUCGCCGUUAACAACGCCGUGACGAUCGCCGCUCUCACUCGACGCCACAACCGUCUGGCCGCGUUGGUUCCGUUGGUUCCCUACACGCAUUCGGUUCCACGUCCACGACAUGCCUUCAGAGGCAGGGUGGGGCCCUGGCCGUCAUGCAGUAGUUUGGGUUGUAGGUUCUAAUAACCUAAUUCAGGUUAAAGUCGUACACGUCGAGCCCGAUUCUCCUGCCCGCAGACUGGACGUCACCGCCGAAGCCUUCCGCUGGUCGAACCGGACUCUAUAGCGCGCGUUUACCGCUUACGGUAUAGAUAUCGGCAUCGGUCACACCGCUGGCAUCUGCAUACGCCUUGUCAAGACCUCGGCCGCCUCAAAUCAGUGUAUGAACUAGUGUCUCGUUCCUCUAUGUUUGAAAACCUGCAAACAGACUCGAUCGGUCACCAAGUGAUCGACCUCGUCUUCGGCCGUCCUCGACCGAACGCAGACCAGCCCCUGCAACUACGAGACCCUCCCAAUCUUCCACAAGUAGAUUGGACUUUCUCGGUCCAGCAACAAAUGGUAGUCCUCACCCCGGAUCAGAAGGAGGCUGUGCGCCUCGGUUGUUCCAACGAGCCCAUAGUCGGUAUACAGGCAGACUUUGGCACAGGCAAAACCCUCAUAGGCUCUAUUAUUGCUGCCUUGUCUUCUGAUACCCCCAAAACUACCGUUAUUGUCACGACGACUACGAACGCGGCGGUAGCCCAGUUCUUUGACACGUUGCUCUCUCCGGAUGACUUUUCUCAUCGACGAGUUGUUCGCCACAUUUCAGAUUCAGCCGCAGCCGACAACCGUACUCCUACGGACGCCGACCUCAGUAAGAUUCUGAAAACGCUGGGCGACACCUUCUAUAACCAGUUGGACUUCGAUGAACGCGUAAUUUGUGCUGACUUCCGGAAUCAUCGGCAACUUCUCGAAGACUACCUAGCCCACCCUGAGCGCGUCCCCGAAAUGUCCUACAUUCCCCGUUUCGCACUAUCAUAGGCGAUGAAGCUUCCCAGAUACCGGAGCUUGCCCUUCUCGCCAUCGCCGCCCGCUUCUAAGACGCUCGCCACGUAUAUAUCGGCGAUGAGCACCAACUCACCCCGCACGCCAAGUGCCCACAUGCGUCAAAUCCCGUACUACACGGCGCCCGUGGUGUCAUGUCCAUUCUAUCGCACGCUCCGGGGGGUGCCUGUCGCUCCUUUGGUGACAACGUUCCGCGCGCACCCCGCUCUUAUUGAGAUCCCCAACACCAUAGCGUACUCGGGAUCAUUGGUCAGUGGGACACCUGCAGAGGCGCGUACUCUCUUACUGAACUCUCGCAUCCGCUUCCCGUCCCCAGGCGUACCCUUUAUGUUCAUCCACAUGGAAGGCACAUCGGUGCAGGCCAUAAGUAAGUCCCAUUACAGCACCGUUGGAGGUACGUUGCUUGCGCCUCUUGGACCUCUUGGCUCAAAAUGA
Molecule: messenger RNA, 1632 nt
Organism: Haemonchus placei
Lineage: Eukaryota; Metazoa; Nematoda; Chromadorea; Rhabditida; Trichostrongylidae
Source: the annotation of a GenBank genome assembly